AUGGCGGGUAACAGUUUAACGCUAACGUGCCGUGAUCUGUUGUCAUUUGCCUGGCAGUGUGCGCGUGGAAUGGGCUACCUUGCUAGUCAAAAGGUGAGUACUUCAACAGUCCUGGCUCGGAAGUGAUUGACAAAUGCAAAAACUCACAAACAUUAAAGUUGCUAGAUGAGGUUUCGCGCGAUAUCGACUAUUGUUAAAAACCGAAUCAUUGAAUAAUGCAAUUCUAGUGCUCUGAUUGGCUUAUCAAUCAUGGUAUAUGAGCCAUUAUACCAUACUCUCCAAAUAUGGUAACUGUACGUGUCUGCUCAAAAUUAAAAACAAGCUGAAAAUCGGUUGUUUUUAAAAAUAAAAUCCGGAAGAAUUCUCGUUUUUUUGUGGGCGUUUUUAAUAAAACAAUAUUAUUCCAGUCGCGCUUGUUGGGAUGGUAGAUACCCAACUCAUAUCCAACGCGCCCUCGAGGAAUAACUGUUAAUUAGCCUGUUCCAAGGGUUCAGAUUGUAUGGACGGCGUAGAGAAAUGUUAGCAGGCAAACAGCUGAAAACUCCCUCUCUUUCUCGUUAUUGUUUUCCCGCUCUCAGACUUCGCGCCGGCACCCCACUAUGUGAACGCUUGGAAACGGCUAAUCCAAAAUUGGUUACGGCUGAUAAUUCUAGAGAUCUCGAAAAACUGAUUGUGUUUAAUGAUACUUUGCUUUUGUGGUAUGCUUUUUUUAUUUUUGUUAUUGUUGGCAGGGUUAGCUCAGUCGGUAGAGCGCUUGACUACAGAGUGGGAGGUUGCGGGCUCGAUUCCCGUGGUCGGACCAAUACUCAGGGUCUUAAAAUAACUGAGAAAUGAGGGUACUCCCUUUGCGCUGCGAGCGGCUAGACCUUCGCAUGGCUCGGGUGACCAUGUAAAAUGGCGGUCCCGACUCCAGUAGGAGACGUAAAAAAUAGUGUCCCCAAUUACGACUUUCGUGCUAAAUAUAUUGACACUCCAAAAAAGUGCAUUUUUUUUUUUUAUUUAUUUAUUUAUUUAAUUAUUCUUAUUUGUUUAUUUACUUUUUGCUUUCUAAUUGUCCGCUCUGAUUUGGUUCUUUCUCUUUUCUUUUAUAGGUUGUGCACAGGGAUUUGGCCGCCAGAAACAUUCUAGUCGACAAAGGUCACGUUUGUAAAAUCGCCGAUUUUGGUUUGGCAAGAGAUAUCUACGAAAAGAAGCAGUAUUUGAAACUGGGAGAAGUACGUGAAUUUUUUUUCUUCCUCAGCUCUGCGGCCACUUACUGAAAUCCCUGUCUCCCUGUUGUGGUACCUUCAGUGUUCGAAGUUGAGGGCGGCAUGUCUUGUACCGCACAUGUGUGCUUGGAUUAACUCAUAGCUUAUGGCAACAAUGCUCUAGCAGUUAGUAUCGGUUGUGUCGUGCCAAUGUUGUAAAUAAGGCCUUACCAGCUAUUCACAGCCGCUGCCACUUAAUUGGUACAUCAAAUGGUAUGGUCUCCUACGGCGAUGUCACUCAGCACUUUCUCGAAGUGUUGCGCGACAAACUAAUACGGCUUUCUAGACUGCCAGACUGCCAGACAGACUACGUCAGACGUACGUCAGGGCGUAACGUUAGCUUCUCUAUCUUUUUACCUUGGCCAGAACUACCUUAUCAACUCAGUUGCAAAAACCAAAUCUUCGUAUUUGACUCCCCAACCGACGCAACACCACAGUUUCUUUAGAAACUAAACCCUUCAUUGAUCUGCAGUACUCUGAGAAAACAGCUGUCAUUUUGCCACGCCGCCAAUGAUUUUUCCGCGAAAUGAGGACUGAGGAACAAGCGCAGAAAUUCCAUGGUUAUGCGCUCGUACUACAGACAUCAUUUCGCGGGAAAACGAGUAGUGACGUUGCGAAAUAUCGCCUGCUUUCUCAGGCUAAUCUGUGGAAAACGUUAAGUCCACAAAGGGUACGAUAUUCUGUUAAGUGGUAGUGAUGCCCAUUUCUAUGCCUCCAGAUGUCUGUCAUGGAUAUAUUUCUUCGCAAAGUACUCGCUGUCCAGCCAUUUACGACGUUGCUUCACUCGGCUCCUAGUGCUAGUUUCAUAGAUUUUUAUGUUGGUGUUUUCAGGCGGACUUGCCUCUCAGAUGGAUGGCCAUAGAGUCAAUAUUUCAGGGCGUAACAACCACUGAAAGUGAUGUGUAAGUAUUUCUCGCUCUCUCUCUCGUUUUUUCGUUGCCUCUCUUGUUUUUUCUGUGCCUUCCUUUUUUAUAUCUAGUUUUAUUGCCCGCUUCAUCAUCUUUCUUUCCCAUGGAAUUGUAUCUGGCUAUCUUUCCAGGGACCGAACGGGGGAAAUUUUCUCUGGAAUAGGGUUGUAGGUAAAAAGCUAAGUUCAACCCAAAAUGUUGAGAGGCUUUUUGUGUGUAACUAGGGCGUGAUUGGUUAGAAUGUCCAAAAGUGGUUUCCUGUGCAGCGAUUUUUCCUUGUUGAAUGCGCUGCUUACUAACUUAAACGCUUACACUGAAAGCAAAGUGGGUUUAGAAAGGAAAAUAUCCAUCGUUCCAUGUGGAACGAAAACGGCCUAAGCGGUAGGGUUAACUUCUGCAAAAUGCAAACUAUUUUAAACUAGGGUAGGGUAGGUAGGGUAGGGUUAACUUCUGCCAAAUGCAAACUAUUUUAAUGUCUUUGAUUUUAAACUUGAGCCCAACUUUUGUUUUCUAGGUGGUCUUUUGGUAUUCUGUUAUGGGAAAUUGUGACGUUAGGUAAGAAUGAACAUCCAAUUCAAAACAAUAGCUAACCAACAAUAGUUUCGGCAAAACCAAGAAACACCCCAGAAAACACUGAAUCAAAAUACAUAUAGAAAAAAGAAGCGAAAUUCAGAGCACAGAGUUUCAAGAUGGUUUUCUGUUUCAACCAAAGUAGUUUGUGACGUCCAUAAAGCUUUUUUUCUUGCCUUCUGCUCGUCGAGAAGUUCAUUUUUAUUUGCUCUGUACCUGACGGGGUACCUGGUUAGCGGCUAUUUUCUUCUUACACACCGGUACGAGUUUUUUAUCUUUCUAACUAGUAAUAACCAAAGGUUACGGAGUGCGGGCGACAACGAUCGAAGGUCAAAACGCUUUUAGUCCAUCGCUGUGCUUUGCGCAAGUUUCACGUGACAAGUAGUCAAAACAGGGGUGAUCAGAUUACGAGUGAUAGAAGGUCUAAACUCCAUUCAUUCUUAGUGAAAGUCCAAAGGAAUGCCAGGUACAUUCAUGCCGCGCAUGCGUAAUAACAACCUGGAGAUUAGGAUUGCGGGCUCCUCUUGUCGCCCGUUUUUCGCCCGCAAUUAGACUUGUUUUUUGUUCUUAUUAUUUUAGGAGCUCAUCCAUACCCAGCUUUAGGUCGAGAUCAGUUGAUUGAAGAGCUGCGUUCAGGGUACAGGAUGCCGAAACCAAAAUUCUGUUCCGAUGAGUUGUGAGUAUCUUAGAUGUAGCGUUUGUUAAGACGCCUUUUAACUUUUUCUCCUGAAGGGAUAUCCUUUGGUUUGUCUUAACGAGUUUGAGUUGAAGAAGUUGUUGAUAAAAAUUAAGUAAAUGUAGUUUCGUCAUUUCAUUUUUAUAAUUUGUCUCUAGAUAUUCUAUCAUGUGGCAGUGUUGGCAACAAGAACCUGCAUCUAGACCAACAUUCCUGGAGUUAGGAAAAACACUCCACAGACUGAUGACUGCACAGACGGUUGGUAUACAUUACUUUUUGGAGUGCCAAACCUUUCGUGUAAACAAUAAAUUUUUAUUGCAUCGUAUCAGAGUAUAAAAUUGUCGUGUCAAGUUGGUUUGGGACAACUCGAACAGCCCACUUAAGCAACUGUUAGAGCCGUAGCCAGAAAAAAAUAAGGACUGAGGCAAUAUUCAUGAUUGAAUUCCCCGCCUAGCUAUUUAUGAUGACUACGUUUAAACAAAACACUGGGAUCAAACCUUAAAUGACUGAGGCAAGUGCCUCGGUUUGCUCAUACUGGCUACGGCCCUGACUUUGAAAUAAAACCUGAGCCAAAAGGGUCUUUAGCGAGUUUCGAACCUGUAACCCCUCCGUUACCGUUCGGUGCCCUACCAACUGACGCAUAUCUGUUAAGCAGUUGACCUUCUAUCAGCUUUAGUGUCGUUGUCAUUUUUUCCGCCCUUUUCUAUUUAUUACCAAUUUUGGCGAACCUGAAUUUAAGUUAGCUACGAUGAAACAUUUGAAAGGUAGGCUGCCCUUUCGUACCGAAGUAAUGUGAAAAGUUUUUUUUGUUUCGUUUUUUUUUUAUUUUAUUUUUCUUUUUACCACACAGGCUAAUAAUCCUCUUUUUGAGGGGUUGCUGUAUUAGUAAAUGAGUAAAUGAACGAAUGAAUGAAUGAAUGAAUAAAAAACUUAACGCCGUUCGUGUCGCUUGUGUACGCGUAAAGUUGCAUGUGCAUGCAAGGCUCAAAUCAAAAAGCCUGUUUAUCGCUUAUCCUCAUUUAUUUUUGUGAUUUCAGCUGUCCAUUGAUUUGGACAAUUAUGAUCGAAGCUACAUAAACGCAACGAAGGAGCUUGAGCUUUGA
Porites evermanni is the source of this 4504-nucleotide messenger RNA. Lineage: Eukaryota; Metazoa; Cnidaria; Anthozoa; Scleractinia; Poritidae. The record is from the annotation of a GenBank genome assembly.